AUGAGGAUCCUUUCUGUGAAUUCGGCCAUAUCGGCGGAAUCUUCAAUUCCUCCCCUCGACAAUGGGCGAGUCCCCGGGGCUGGGAACCCGUCAAAGGUCUCGUCUGUUCGGCCAAUGGGGCGCUUCCAUCCGACCUCCCCAGCCAGCAACGAUAAAUCCGAACGUCCAACCGGACGUCCACAGACCCAGAGGCCCCGUCAACACCUCCCAGAAUCAGUGCACCAAACCGGCCCGAUCGAUGGCUGCCUGGCAAUCUUCGCAGUUACCCGGGCAACUGUUCUGGUUACUGCGAGCAGAGCACUCUUCACUUGCACCUUGGAGCAAUUCGAUAAUGCCUGCUCGGGCUGUGCUGCUCGUCUGUCUUCUCCAAGGUAA
Molecule: messenger RNA, 375 nt
Organism: Protopolystoma xenopodis
Lineage: Eukaryota; Metazoa; Platyhelminthes; Monogenea; Polystomatidea; Polystomatidae
Source: the annotation of a GenBank genome assembly